GUGGAAGCAAACCCAGGGUAUCCACGCCUUUGGUGAUAUCGAAAAUUCGCCAAUAUAAAGACAACAAUUCAUCUCUGUUUGCAUGGGAAAUACGAGAAAAAUUACUCUUCGAAGGUAUAUGUCCUCAAGAUUCGUUACCAUCUGUGUCCUCCAUCAACAGGAUAUUAAGGAAGUCCUCAAAGACCCCAAUAAACAAAAGAUCAAGCUUGUCUGAUCACAGAGAACACCAAAAAAAUUCUACUAUUGCUGCAAAUGGCGAGGAAGAAUUCGCCAUGAUGCCAAAUAAAAAUCUUCAGAACUGUUUUAAUGAUUUCAAUUCAACAAUUACGGACGAUACCUGUUUCAGUGAAAAUACCUCCCGAGAAGAUAAUUUUUCAGGUAUCGCGUCUCAUUUGGAACAAAAUCAUAUUAAAAAAGACCAACAACGUAAAAGAACUUUUUAUAUUAAAGAUAUUUUGGAGCUGAAUACGUCGUAG
This is a messenger RNA of Parasteatoda tepidariorum (common house spider), 476 nucleotides long. Lineage: Eukaryota; Metazoa; Arthropoda; Arachnida; Araneae; Theridiidae. The record is from RefSeq and is a predicted model, not a curated record.